This is a messenger RNA of Penicillium verhagenii, 1236 nucleotides long. RefSeq names its product Zn(II)2Cys6 transcription factor domain-containing protein. The record is from RefSeq and is a predicted model, not a curated record. NCBI's taxonomy places the organism in Eukaryota, Fungi, Ascomycota, Eurotiomycetes, Eurotiales, Aspergillaceae. The transcript has 2 exons. The coding region runs from base 1 to 1236 and encodes 411 amino acids. Gene Ontology annotation, molecular function: zinc ion binding; DNA-binding transcription activator activity, RNA polymerase II-specific. Gene Ontology annotation, biological process: regulation of transcription by RNA polymerase II.
AUGGCGCUCCGACGGCCACACCGAAAAUCAAGACAUGGGUGUUUGGAGUGUAAACGAAGACGUGUAAAGUGUGAUGAAGCUCGACCUACUUGUGCCAAUUGUGCAAAACGGCAUGCCGAGUGUGAAUGGGGUUCUUCUAGUUCCCUCCUCUGGGCAAAUGAAGAAUCCACGUCUACACGGCAAUCACUACGCGCUUCCUCAGAUAGCGGGCAACAAACGGAUUCCGUAUUAGGUUCUCCUACCGCUGCCUCGGCCUCAUUGGGAAUCCUGGGCAGAUUAAGCAGUACAGCCUCGGCAGCUACGCCAGUCCCAAUCCUCAAUCUCCAUGAUCUGGAACUGAUGAUGCAGUGGUGUAACACAACCUACCGCACGCUCUCCCGCAACGAGACCACAGAUCAAAUCUGGCGAAAUUCCGUGCCGGAAGAGGGCCUUUCUCAUCCCUUCUUAAUGCACGGAAUCCUGGCUCUUGCCGCCCUCCAUCUAGCACGCAUGGGUCCCGACCCGUCUCGUCGCGCCGCGCAUCUCAACCGCGCCGUCGCCCACCAGAAUCAGGCGCUGGCGCUGUUCCGGGAGCUACUGGGUGAUAUUCAGGAAACGAAUGCGAAAGCCAUGUUUGCCUUUGCGAGUAUCGUCGUCGUUUACACUUUCGGCUUCCCCCAUUCGCCAGACGUACACGAUCACUGGACCUGCAUCGACGAUUUCCAUCAAGUUCUUGUUCUCACACGCGGCAUUCAGCAGGUGAUCAAGUCACCAACCGGCUUCUUGACCGAUAGCUCGUUUGCCCCGAUCUUCCAAGUCGAUGAAACUCGUGCUCCGCUCCCCGAUGAGACCGCCGCCGUACUCCGACAACUACAAGAAGCGAAUGAAGCAUGUAGGGCGCGAGAUCCCAACCACGAAAUUGACGUCUAUGCUUCGACGAUCGAAAGCAUGGCGAGCAUGCUCAGCUGGGUUUACGCUGGCAUGACGGCUAGUUCGGUCGCGGGACGCUGGGCCAUUCAGCUUCCUUCCCGGUUCCUGGAUUUGCUCCGAGAGCGGGAGCCCUUAGCACUCGUCAUGUUAGUACACUAUGGCGUGCUCUUGCAGUAUUUAAAGCAUCGGUGGUGCUUUGAUGAGUGGUGUGUGCGGGUCGCUAAAGCCGUGUGGGCGAUCUUGGAUGAUCAGUGGAGACCCUUGGUUCAUUGGGCCAUGCGUGAGAUCCUUGGUCAAAACUUUUUGGAACGCAUUGACAGUUUUUGA